AUCUCGUCUUCUUUAUCAAAACUAAAAUGGCUUCUUUUCUUGCAAAAUCUGCCUCAUGCACUAUUCUCUUGAUAGCACUUGUUAUCACACUAACCAAACUUUUAUAUCCCAACCUACUCUCAAUCAUCCUCCCUUUGCUUCCUUUCAUGGUCUACUUCUACCCAUCUAUUUCAAAGCCAUCCACAACAAACCUCCCUCCAGGACCAUUUUCUAUUCCAAUCUUUGGCAAUUGGCUCCAAGUUGGAAAUGACCUUAACCACCAUCUUUUAGCCUCCAUGUCACAGAUUUACGGCCAGGUAUUUCUCCUAAAACUCGGCUCUAAGAACCUAACGGUUGUAUCGGACCCCGAGCUUGCCAACCAUGUCCUGCACACGCAAGGUGUAGAAUUCGGGUCUCGCCCUAGGAAUGUUGUGUUUGACAUAUUCACCGGAAAUGGAUAGGAUAUGGUGUUCACAGUUUAUGGCGAUCAUUGGCGUAAGAUGCGCCGAUUAUGACG
This is a messenger RNA of Tripterygium wilfordii, 496 nucleotides long. RefSeq names its product cytochrome P450 CYP73A100-like. Gene Ontology annotation, molecular function: monooxygenase activity; iron ion binding; oxidoreductase activity, acting on paired donors, with incorporation or reduction of molecular oxygen. The record is from RefSeq and is a predicted model, not a curated record. NCBI's taxonomy places the organism in Eukaryota, Viridiplantae, Streptophyta, Magnoliopsida, Celastrales, Celastraceae. The coding region runs from base 27 to 440 and encodes 137 amino acids. The transcript has a single exon.